CCUGAACACACAGACACACGCUCGCUCGCUCGCUCGUCCUCCACCGCUCAGAGAGAGAGAGAGAGAACAGAGCGAGGCUUGUUGACCAGUCACCACAGACGCUCGGGUCAGCUGUCUCUCCUGACCAUGGAUCUCAUGAUUCACUGAUGAAUGGAGAAAGGCAGGGCACGGGACGCAGCAGACUGCUGAAAGAGCUUAGGGUCGGUUUUUGGGAAUGCUGAGGCCCCGGGGACCCUACGGCUGGACCGACCGGCACUGACGAAACAAGGGGCGAGGUGAGCUGUCCAACUCUGAACCGCUCACUGAAUCAAAGGGAUCUUGAGAUCUUCAGAGGGGUUUUGUGGUUAGGGGACAUGAAGAAAAGCUGCAGGGAUUUUGACAUGACAAAAACAUGCCACCUGGCGUAAAGGGACUGGCUCUGAGAUCUCGACUCGGGAAGGUUUCUCAAGCAGCUCCUGCUGGUGAACACAGAGAUGGCCAUGGUGAGCGGGGGAUGGGCCAACCCCAACGGAGGCGCUAAUGGACUCGGUGAGAAAGGUUACCUGCGGGGGGAGGAGGAGAGCAGCUCGCCCCGGGCGGGGAACAGCGACGCGGAGGCUGGCGAGGAGGACAGGGCCUGCGUGGUGGACUGUGUGGUGUGUGGGGACAAAUCCAGCGGGAAACACUAUGGCGUUUUCACCUGCGAAGGGUGCAAGAGUUUCUUUAAGAGGAGCAUCAGACGGAACCUCAGCUAUACCUGCAGGUCAAACAGAGAGUGUCAGAUUGAUCAGCACCACCGUAACCAGUGUCAGUACUGCCGUCUGAAGAAGUGUAUCCGGGUCGGUAUGAGGAAAGAAGCGGUGCAGCGUGGUCGAAUCCCUCCCUCGCACGCCGGAAUCAGUCCAGCCUCCAUGGUUGGAGCAGCUGGGGAUGUUGGAGGAGGUCACGGACUGGGAGCUGAUUUCUUCAACGGUCAGCCGGUGUCUGAGCUCAUCUCUCAGCUGCUGAGAGCAGAGCCGUACCCUAACAGCCGCUACGGAGCCCAGUGCGGCCAGCAGCUCUCAGGAGCCAACAGCUCCAUCAUGGGCAUCGACAAUAUAUGUGAGCUGGCAGCCCGGCUGCUCUUCAGUACCAUAGAGUGGGCCCGGAAUAUCCCCUACUUUCCUGACCUGCCCGUGUCGGAGCAGGUGGCUCUUCUGAGGCUCAGCUGGAGUGAACUGUUCAUCCUGAAUUCAGCUCAGUCGGCUCUGCCACUGCACACGGCCCCCCUGCUGGCCGCCGCCGGCUUCCACUCCUCCCCUAUGCCCGCUGACCGCGUGGUGUCCUUCAUGGACCAGGUGAGGGUUUUCCAGGACCAGGUGGACAAGCUGGCACGACUGCAGGUGGAUUCUGCUGAAUACAGCUGUCUGAAAGCCAUUGUGCUGUUCUCACCAGAUGCAUGUGGCCUGUCAGAUCCGGCGCACAUCGAGAGUCUGCAGGAGAAAGCUCAGGUGGCCCUGACCGAGUACGAGCGCAUACAGUAUCCAGGUCAGCCGCAGCGCUUCGGCAGACUCCUGCUGCGACUGCCCGCCCUGAGAGCCGUUCCCGCCAGCCUCAUCUCUCAACUCUUCUUCAUGCGGCUGGUUGGCAAGACCCCAAUCGAGACUCUUAUCCGGGACAUGCAGCUCUCUGGAAGCUCCAUCAGCUGGCCUUACGUGCCUGGACAGUAGAUGAACAAUCAGAGACUUGUUCCCUUGUCCCAUCUCAGGCUGCUCCCAUGCUUCCACAGUAUCCGCGUGGAUUGAUAUUGUGCUUUUUGAUGAUCGUGUAUAUACUGUAUGUCUAAAAGAGGUUGACGCGUAUGUUCCUAUGCAGUUUAAAUGAGCCAUCCAGUACCAGGAUACCUCAUGUUUCACAUCAUGAGCAACAAUUCUGACAAAAAAACAUUUGACAAGAUGAAUGAUAAACAGAGAACUGAUUGAGAAGAAUUAACAGAUCCAAAGCUUUAAAGAGGAGUUUAGAAUACCUUCUUUUUCAGAGCAUAGUGAACUAUUUUAAUGCUAGCGUAGAUGUACAUUAAGAAUCUUUAUUACAGACUGCAUUCGUGAGUCAAAAAUGUUGGGAUUUGUACUUAAAAAAAAAUCAUUGGUGACCAGUAAAUGGCUAUGUUUAGAACGGAGUACUAGCAUACUGCAUACUACAUCUUUAUAUUGAAUAGUAUGUGAAACAGUAUGAAAUAUGCAACAUUACAUGUCUCAAAUAGUACUAUGCUACAUUGUUGUCACAUGACCUCAUUAUAUUGCAUGUUUAUCAUGUAAAUAUGGUACACCGCAUUGUGGGAUACAGUAUUCUGUGCAGUAUGCUUUGGUUGUAUACUGCAUAUUUUGGGAAAUGGUCAUCCAGGUAUUACACACUAUGCACGGUAUACAAACUACAUACCAAAAAACAAAACAUCAAGAGUAGUAUAGUAGUAUGCUAUUCUGAACACAGAUCAUGUCUUCGAUUCUCCUAUUUAAACAGUUCAAGUGAAUUUUUCAGAGGGGUGGAGAAAUGGUAUAAAGUUUUACAUUGCUGACAGUGAGAAAUAUCAAGUAUUUUUGCAUACUAGAAAUAAAAAAGAAUGAUAAACAAAGAAGCUCUUAUAUAACGACUUUUCCAUUUUCAGCGUUGUACUGAGUAAAAUUAAUAAACGUUAAACAAGAGAAAAAAAUGUGCUUUAA
Messenger RNA from Carassius auratus (goldfish), 2678 nucleotides. RefSeq names its product nuclear receptor subfamily 2 group F member 6. Gene Ontology annotation, molecular function: sequence-specific DNA binding; DNA-binding transcription factor activity; zinc ion binding. Lineage: Eukaryota; Metazoa; Chordata; Actinopteri; Cypriniformes; Cyprinidae. Bases 474 to 1688 code for a protein of 404 amino acids. Gene Ontology annotation, biological process: regulation of DNA-templated transcription. The transcript has 6 exons. The record is from RefSeq and is a predicted model, not a curated record.